AUGUCCGCCGCAACAGACAAGGCUCGGUUCUUCCUCGAGAAGUCGGUACCAGAGCUCAAGGAAUACGAGCGCAAGGGGAUUUUCAACAAGGAUGAAAUUUCCUCAAUCGUGAAGAAACGGUCAGACUUUGAGCACAAGAUCAACGCUCGUGGCGCGCAACCCGUGGACUUUGUGCGCUAUGCUGAAUAUGAAAUGAACCUCGAUUCCCUGCGGAAGAAGCGAGUGAAGCGACUUGGAAUUCGGUCGGCAGGACACAGCGGCCAGCGACGCAUCUUUUUCGUUCUCGACCGGGCCACUCGCAAGUUCCAGGGCGAUUUGAACCUUUGGGUUCAAUAUAUUGAGUAUGCGCGGAAACAGAAGGCACACAAGAAAUUGACUAUGAUCUUCACCGACGCCCUGCGCCUACACCCAACCAGCGCCGAAUUAUGGGUCUACGCUGCCAAAAACGUUCUCGAUGACCACGCCGAUAUGACACAAGCUAGGGGUUACAUGCAGCGCGGCCUUCGCUUCUGCAAGAGUUCAAGAACGAUUUGGAUCCAAUAUGCCAAGCUGGAAUUGAUCUAUAUCGCCAAGCUGGUUGCUCGCCAACGCAUCUUGGGCUUGGACGAGAAUCAAAAGCCCCAGCAAGUGGAAGAGACAGGAUUCGACGACCCAAACGCCGAUAUGAUUGCCAUUCCCAAACUCACAGCCGAAGAUAUCGACCCGACCACGGAAGAGGAUGGAGAAGUCGACCAGGCUGCACUGCAAACCCUCAACGCUACACCUGCUCUGAGCGGUGCUAUUCCGCUCACCAUUUUCGAUACCGCCUCGAAGCACUUCAACUACGAUGACCGGUUCGGACAGGAAUUCUACGAUAUGGUGUGGGAGUUCCAGGACGUGCCUUGUCUCCAGAAAAUCUUGGGACAUGUGACCGAGACUAUGCGUGAGCACAAGCCUUCCAGCCCCCGGACGCAGAUCUGCUACAUCAAGUUCCCCACGGCUGGAGUUCCCGUCACAUCCCCCGAAUUUCCGCGGGCUCUUGGUGGCUCGCUUGCGCGUCUGAGAGAGUACCCCCUGGGCAAGGAACUUGCCCGCCAGGUUGUCGACUGGCUUCAACCCGUCGCAGCAACUGAGAAUUUGGAUCCUUCGCUGCAAAAGGUCAUUGCAGCCACCAUCCGCAAUGCAGAGCGUGCGUCGGAGUAA
Molecule: messenger RNA, 1182 nt
Organism: Penicillium antarcticum
Lineage: Eukaryota; Fungi; Ascomycota; Eurotiomycetes; Eurotiales; Aspergillaceae
Product: snoRNA-binding rRNA-processing protein UTP6
Exons: 2
Coding region: 1-1182 (393 amino acids)
Biological process (GO): maturation of SSU-rRNA from tricistronic rRNA transcript (SSU-rRNA, 5.8S rRNA, LSU-rRNA)
Cellular component (GO): Pwp2p-containing subcomplex of 90S preribosome; small-subunit processome
Molecular function (GO): snoRNA binding; protein binding
Source: RefSeq, a predicted model, not a curated record